AUGCCGUCCGAGACGAGCAACUGGAUCGUGAGUGUGCCCGUGCAGGAGGAAAAGGGCCACGAACAGAUGUUUCAGGACCUUGUUUCGCAGCUUGUGCGAGACGGGGCCUGUGAGCAGACAGACGUGGCCCCGAUCCGAAUGCCGCCGCUCAAGACAGGGACGCUCGAGUCGCUCAUUGUGAUGGCAGAGGACCUGCCCAAGAUUGACACGAUCUUUGCGGCUAUUUUAGCGCGCAUUGUCGACGCAUUGCGUGCGCUGCUCAAUGACGACGAAGAUGCCAUGAACGAGAAUAUGAACAUUGACGGCAUGAGCGUCGAGGACUAUGUCAUGUCGUGGAAGUGGAAUAGCGGCAAGUAUCGCGUAGAAAAGUCGCUCAAUGAUCUGAUCGAGCUCUUCACCAAAGAGAUGCAGUCGAUCGACCAUAUCAUGAGGCAGAAGCUUACGGCGUACAACGCCGCCAAGGGCCAACUCCAGCAGCUGGAGCGCAAGAAGCACGGCAACCUCACCGUGUGCUCUUUGGCCGAUAUCGUGCACAAGGACGACAUGGUCGAUGCGAACUCUGAGUUUCUCACGACGCUGCUCGUCGUCGUGCCCAAGACCCAGGUCAAGGACUGGCUCGCCAAGUACGAGCGCCUCACGCCGAUGGUGGUGCCGCGCUCGUCAGCGCAACUGGCGCAGGACGAAGACUAUGUCCUGUAUAACGUGACGCUCUUCAAGAAGGUGCAGGAGGAGUUUAUGCAGAAAGCGCGUGAGAACAAAUUUCAUAUCCGCGAAUUUGUGUGGGACGAGGGACUCCUCGCACGGGAACGCGCCGAAUUGGAACAAGCCGGUGCCUCGGAAAAGGAGCUGUGGUCCGAGCUGCUGCGCCUGAGCUGCGUCAACUUUGCCGAAGCAUUCCAGUCGCUCUUCCAUUUCAAGAUCGUGCGCACGUUUGUCGAGAGCGUCCUGCGCUUUGGCCUGCCAGCCACGUACUUUGUGGCUGUCGUUGAGCCGACGCCCCGUAAGGCCAAGGCGAUCAUCAAGUCGCUUGUGCGCCAGUUUGACUACCUGAACGAGUACAUAUCCAGCCAGGAAACCAAACCAGCCGACGCAUCCACACAACAGAACGAGACGCCCGGCGAAUUUGUGAAUUUGCUGGAGCAGGAAGUCUUCCCCUUCGUGUUGACGGAGCAGCCCAUGAUCACCGUAUAA
Malassezia restricta is the source of this 1191-nucleotide messenger RNA. Its product is annotated as V-type H+-transporting ATPase subunit C. Gene Ontology annotation, molecular function: proton-transporting ATPase activity, rotational mechanism. The transcript has a single exon. NCBI's taxonomy places the organism in Eukaryota, Fungi, Basidiomycota, Malasseziomycetes, Malasseziales, Malasseziaceae. Gene Ontology annotation, biological process: proton transmembrane transport. Gene Ontology annotation, cellular component: vacuolar proton-transporting V-type ATPase, V1 domain. The record is from RefSeq and is a predicted model, not a curated record. Bases 1 to 1191 code for a protein of 396 amino acids.